GCUCGGUUGUCUGGCCAUUGUCACUGUUCUUGGCGACAUCUGGAGCCUGCUGUACGCCUGCAUUGCCGUUUCCGUUGCUGUUUGCGUCUUCGGCUUCUUUGCACUCCCGUUGGUGAUCGCCAAGGCGAAUUUGUAUACGUUCCUCAGCAUGGCGUCGUACAUUCAGCUCCCCGGUGCCCUGGACAGCUUCUACAUGGCCAGGCCUGAUUGCCUGCCCGACGGACCGCACUUCUCGUUCUUCUUCUACAACACGGUCGCAAGCAUCAUUGGAAACAUUGGUGGCAUUGUCGGUAUUCUGCUGUUCAGGUACGUGUUCUCGAAGAAGAGCUACCGCAUCACAUUUGUCUUCACCACGCUUGUGAUGGUUGUGGCCAGCAUCUUUGACCUCAUCAUUGUGGAGCGGUGGAACCGUCCGCGUGUCAGCGAUCACGUGGUGUAUGUGCUUGGUGACCAGGUCGUCUACCAGGUGUGUUACAUGCUGCACUUCAUGCCAGGCAUAAUCCUACUUUCCCGGCUGUGUCCGCGUGGGACGGAGAGCAUGGUGUACGCGUUGCUAGCAGGGUUCGCGAACUUUGGGCAGGCAGUUUCGAACACCGUCGGCUCGCUGUUGAUGGAAUUUAAGUGGCCCGUCGAGACGGAUCCCGCUGUCGGCUGCGACUUCAGCAACGUCAAGUGGCUCUUGAUUGUGGGGCACCUCCUCUGUCCGCUCGUGUGCAUCCCGCUGGUGUUUCUGCUGAUCCCGGCCGCACGUAUCUGCGACAACAUUGACGUGGAUGGUCGUGUCGUCCGGCCACAGGAGCCACCCGGCGACUGUAAGGUUGAGGGAAGCAGGGAGUCAUUGAGUGCUCAAGAGCCCGUGCUGAAGUGA
Messenger RNA from Trypanosoma cruzi, 868 nucleotides. RefSeq names its product folate/pteridine transporter, putative. The transcript has a single exon. Gene Ontology annotation, cellular component: membrane. Lineage: Eukaryota; Euglenozoa; Kinetoplastea; Trypanosomatida; Trypanosomatidae. The record is from RefSeq and is a predicted model, not a curated record. The annotation marks the transcript as partial.